AUGUCGAAAGACGACGUGGAAUUUCGGCCUGCCAAGUCCCUGGGAUGUCGAAAAGCUUUUGUGGCUCUCUCAAGGACUUCCUCGCUCACUAUAGCCAGUAUCAAGCAGAAAUUCAAACCAGGUGUAACGACCUCAGAUCCACCAAGCAGGGCAAAAGACAAGAAGCAGCGAAAACCCGCCCUUACAAGAGUCCAAGCAAAACAUAAACCAUCCAAGAAGAAAGCUGACAAGAAGACGUCUGGGAAGAGGAAGAAUAAGAAUGGAAAGAAGUCAACAAAGGAUAAGCGGACCUUCAAUGUACCUAACCGCAGGUCAAAAGCACGCAUGGAAAAGAGAACAAGAUAUAGCAAAGUAAAGAAGGUGGUAAACAUGCCAAAGAUCUCUUACAUUAAAUUGAAAAACUUCUUUAAACCAGUUUACAUUUAUGUUUUCUACACAAACUUGUACCAGCGAUUCGGGAACCCAAAAUAUCCCCUCUGUGAUACAGAGACCUUUCCUCCGAACAAAAAACGACAAGAACAAAAGUUUGGACCGCUUGAAUUCAACUUUUAUCACAAAUUUCCAAAGGAGAUUCGAUCUAAGAUCUGGAGAGCAACAUUUGAAAGUCGUAUUGUCAUUGUGGAAGUGCAUAGUAAAGUGGGCACUGAUAUUAGUAAGAUGAAAAUUGUUGGAGCACACAUGACCAUCCCACUUGCUUUGAGAGUUUGCCGAGAAAGUCGAGCUGAAGCACUUUUGUGGUACAGAGAUCUAGUCCCCGAACAUGUUAGGCCCAUACACUUUCAUCCUACUCUUGAUUCCUUCGCAAUCAGAAUCAUGAAGGUUGCUCGUAAUGCAGACCCGAAGAGAAGAUGGACCGAAGUCACUUAUUUCGUCAAAGAUAUUCUGUUAUUUCUGGGUCAUAUGGGCUCGGUCUAUAAACAAAUUCCGAAAUUCGUGCGAUGCAUCACUAUACCGAGAGCAUGCUGGAGUCACGAUCGAUAUUGGGAUACGACAUUGCAGUUGGCAUGGAAUGAAGGUUGGGGCUAUGAAGGAUUGAAGGAGAUUGUCGUGUUAGAGUAUCUCGACAACACAGCCUACCACUUGCAGCAUGAGAGAUUUCUUCAGGGGUACUUUAAGAUCAUAAAGCGAACGUAUCCCGAUUGCGUUGUGCCAAGAAUUCGAAUCAUUCUAGAUCGUUUGGGCCACUUACCUUACAGUAGUGACAGCUUCUCUGCGAUUAUGGGGGGUGGAAAAUAUGAAGAUAUCGACAAAAAUCAUGGCAGCUUUCGUAGGUGCAAUUCAUGUUGGGUUAAAUGGUUCGAGUCGGAUUUCUGA
Messenger RNA from Botrytis deweyae, 1314 nucleotides. RefSeq lists its product as uncharacterized. The transcript is spliced from 3 exons. The record is from RefSeq and is a predicted model, not a curated record. Lineage: Eukaryota; Fungi; Ascomycota; Leotiomycetes; Helotiales; Sclerotiniaceae. The coding region runs from base 1 to 1314 and encodes 437 amino acids.